CUGCGGCGGGGCCGUCGCUGCGCGGUCGCGGCGGGGCUCCGCAGCCCGGCCUCGUGGCCAGGCUCUGCCCCCGCGCGCCAGGCCCCGGCCGCGCCGUUCCCCCGCCGUGCUGCGGGGCGGCCCCGGCCCCGCCUGGGCCUGCGGGGGAAGCGGCGGCCUCGCGCCCGGGGCGAGGACGGGGUAAGGCGGGUGGGGAGAAAGGAGCGAUCCGUGGUAACGUGUCCGCAGGCGGUACGCGAAUACACCAAGGCUAACGAACACAACAAGCGGCGUUGUAAAAGCUCAAACAUCUUUAUCUUGUUCAUAGUCUUCUUUACAAAAAAAAGGAAAUACUAUUUUAUGUGUAAAAUUGCUAAUAAAUCUAAUAAACAGUUACAGGCUCAGAAAUUCUGAUGCUGUAAAGCUUCACACUUAACAAUCUCAUAAAUCUUGUAAAAAAAAAAAAAGUACAUAAAACAAUUUCGUAAGCCGAGAGUGGAUCUUACUCCUGCAUUUGCUAUGUGAACAAUGCAACAGCUGCUCAAAUGUAGGGGAGAUGAGCCAACAGGUUUUUGCUAAACUUGCAAGCAGAGGUAUUGAGAAGGAGCUCCCAGUCAGGAAACGUGUUUUAACCAUUGCUGCACUCUCUGGGCUUGAAGCUGUCGAUAGAUUUGCAGUUACUGACAGUGCUGCUCAAACAGGCAGAACAGUAUGUUUAGAAGCAUGACUUCAGCUGCCUGAUUUUGAAGACAUUGAACUUCUUUGUUAAUAAAACAUGGAAAUUUUUCUUUAAUACACCAAGUACAAAUAGCUUUUAAUUAUUAACUCUGAAAUAGGUAUGUGGUUUCCUUUUUCUGAAGCAAUUAAGAGUUUGUGGCUUGAUUUUUGAUAAGAGUAUGGCUUUCACCUUUUGUAUGUAAGUGUGUAAUUAACCUUAAUACAAAUAGACCUUGUGACAAUGGAAAUGACCCCUUUGGCAAAAUUACUUCACUGAUCAUACAUUCAGGGUCAAGGCAUAAGCUUUUUUUUUAUUUUUUUAAAGUGUCAGCUAUGUGCAUUCUUAAAGGUUGUCAUAUGUCAGGUACUUGACCUUGCUUAAGUCAGGUGGGGGUUCUGUAAACUCAGUUAUCCUCACAGCCUGGUUGCGUGCAGUGGUAUCAUGCACUGCUUUGAUCUCCGCUCUGCUGCUUCCCCCAGGCUCCCUGGGGUGCAGAAGCCUCUCCCAGCCACCUGUGGCUGCUGCCACCAGUGAUGUGACUGGUCUUCAUUGGUCACUGUGUGCCAAAACCACGGCAGUCCUUGUCCUUUGGCUCUCUGCUGUAGAGACUGUGCUGUCAAGUGCUGCUUCUGCAACUAUAACAGGUUUUGUUUUAAAAACAGACGAACAAAAACCAAACUAAUCAAUCAAAAAGAACACCCCUCCCACAUAGUUUUCCGUUGUUAAUGCCAUGCUGGGUGUGAAGUUAAUGCAAGAUAUGAUCAUCCUUUCUGCACUUAAAUUUCUGGUACUUCAGAAGUUGGGCACAAAGAAUAAAUCUCUAUGCUGUGAACGUCCUUAUCAGAACACCACCGAGAUUCAUCUGCUGGGGAACCUGGAAACAACUUACAUCUCGUUUCUUAUCACUAACACAAGGUAGUCCAGAGAGCUGAAUUAGUCCCAGAACACCGAGAGGCAAAGUUUAAAUCUCAGUUCCGGGUUGUGUGUCAGCAGUUUCUGCUUGCCGUUAGGUGAUUACAUUAACCUUUGGUAUGACUGUAGCAGAUCGUAGCUGUCCUUGGAGGAGAGUGCAAGGAUGUCUUUAGCUGGAGUGGCUGGUCUUCUUGAGCUAGAAGGAUGAAAAUUGGCAAUUGGAAAGUCACCGUCACUCUCCUAAGCUUCCUCCUAACUUCUGAGUCCCAGUUUGGGUGUACAAGGCUGCGAGCAAGUCCCAUUCCAUGAUUUAAACAGAGGCUUGGAGCAUGCAUCAUUAGCGGGAUGGUCGGCCACCGAAGCUGCCAUGUCGUCCCUGACGACCUCCAGUGAGGGAGAGAGCUCCACUCCCAGGUUUGUUGUCGGUUCCAGGGAUGAUGAGACAGACUUUCUGGAAUCAAACAUGAAGACGGAUGAAACCGAUUUCUUUGAAGAUGAUGAAGAGGAGGAGUCGCCACCUGAACGGCAGAUUGUGGUUGGAAUCUGUGCCAUGACCAAAAAGUCCAAAUCAAAGCCCAUGACACAAAUUCUGGAGCGUCUGUGCAAGUUUGAAUAUAUCACAGUUGUGAUUAUGGGGGAAGAUGUUAUUCUGAAUGAACCAGUGGAGAACUGGCCUUCCUGUGACUGCCUAAUCUCCUUCCACUCCAAAGGAUUCCCUCUGGAUAAAGCAGUUGCAUAUGCCAAGCUGUGCAAGCCAUUUUUAAUUAAUGACCUUGAUAUGCAGUAUUAUAUCCAGGACAGGCGUGAAGUGUAUCGGAUCCUUCAAGAAGAGGGAAUAGACUUGCCCCGCUAUGCUGUCCUCAAUCGAGACCCCGAUAGACCAGAAGAGUGCAACUUGGUGGAAGGAGAGGACCAUGUGGAAGUAAAUGGAGCUGUUUUCCCAAAGCCAUUUGUAGAGAAGCCGGUCAGUGCUGAGGACCAUAAUGUGUAUAUUUACUACCCGACCUCAGCAGGUGGGGGCAGCCAGCGGCUCUUUCGGAAGAUUGGUAGCCGGAGUAGUGUGUACUCCCCAGAGAGCAGUGUAAGGAAGACAGGGUCAUACAUUUAUGAGGAGUUCAUGCCUACAGAUGGCACUGACGUAAAGGUGUACACUGUUGGGCCAGACUAUGCCCAUGCAGAGGCUCGCAAAUCUCCUGCUUUGGAUGGGAAGGUUGAACGGGACAGUGAAGGGAAAGAAAUUCGUUACCCAGUUAUGCUGACUGCCAUGGAGAAACUCGUUGCACGGAAAGUCUGUGUAGCCUUUAAGCAAACAGUGUGUGGGUUUGACCUCCUGCGGGCAAAUGGCCACUCUUUUGUUUGUGAUGUGAACGGCUUCAGUUUUGUGAAGAACUCUAUGAAGUAUUAUGAUGACUGUGCCAAAAUCCUUGGAAACAUAAUAAUGCGCGAGUUGGCUCCCCAGUUUCAUAUUCCCUGGUCUAUCCCAACAGAGGCAGAAGAUAUUCCUAUUGUCCCCACAACUUCAGGCACCAUGAUGGAGCUUCGUUGUGUUAUUGCAGUCAUCCGGCAUGGAGAUCGUACCCCGAAGCAGAAGAUGAAGAUGGAAGUUAAGCAUCCUCGAUUCUUUGAGUUAUUUGAGAAAUAUGAUGGUUACAAGACAGGGAAGUUGAAGCUGAAGAAACCAGAGCAGCUACAGGAAGUGCUGGACAUUGCACGGCAGCUUGUGGUGGAACUGGGAACCCACAGUGACUGUGAGAUUGAGGAGCGGAAAUCCAAACUGGAACAGCUGAAGAGCGUCUUGGAGAUGUAUGGGCAUUUUUCUGGCAUUAACCGUAAGGUGCAGUUGACCUAUCUGCCUCACGGACAUCCAAAAGCUGCAAGUGAAGAUGAAGAAGGUCGCAGAGAGUCUUCCCCUUCUCUUCUCCUGGUGCUGAAGUGGGGUGGAGAAUUGACGCCAGCAGGAAGAGUCCAGGCAGAAGAGCUGGGGCGAGCUUUUCGCUGUAUGUACCCUGGUGGCCAAGGUGAUUAUGCUGGUUUCCCUGGCUGUGGCCUGCUCAGACUGCACAGCACAUACCGUCAUGAUCUCAAGAUUUAUGCCUCCGAUGAGGGACGAGUUCAGAUGACAGCAGCAGCUUUUGCAAAGGGUCUGCUGGCCCUGGAAGGAGAGCUGACCCCCAUCCUGGUGCAAAUGGUGAAAAGUGCCAAUAUGAAUGGUCUCCUGGACAGUGACAGUGAUUCUCUUAGCAGCUGUCAACACAGAGUGAAGGCACGACUGCAUGAAAUCAUGCAGAAGGAUGCUGAGUUCUGUGAAGAAGAUUAUGAGAAGCUGGCACCUACAGGUAGUGCUUCUCUGCUCAACUCCAUGACCUUUAUCCAGAAUCCAGUAGAUAUCUGUAACCAGGUGUUCACCCUGAUUGAGAAUCUCACCUCCCAGAUACGAAAACGUCUGGAAGACCCAAAAUCUGCGGACCUGCAGCUGUACCACAGUGAGACUUUGGAACUGAUGCUGCAACGCUGGAGUAAGCUGGAGAGAGAUUUUCGCAUGAAGAGUGGCCGUUACGAUAUUAGCAAGAUCCCCGAUAUCUACGACUGCAUCAAGUAUGAUGUACAGCACAACUGUGCACUGAAACUGGAAGGCACAGCUGAGCUCUUCAGACUCUCUAAAGCCCUGGCAGAUGUGAUCAUACCCCAGGAAUAUGGAAUUAAUAAGGAAGAGAAACUGGAGAUUGCUAUUGGCUUUUGUCUUCCUCUCAUUAAAAAGAUCCAGUUGGACCUACAGAGAACCCAUGAAGAUGAGUCUGUCAACAAACUACAUCCUUUGUACUCAAGAGGAGUUUUGUCACCGGGUCGCCAUGUUCGGACACGGUUAUACUUCACCAGUGAGAGCCAUGUGCACUCUCUGCUCAGCAUCUUCCGCUAUGGGGGGCUCCUGGAUGAGAACAAAGACCAGCAGUGGAAGAGAGCCAUGGACUAUUUGAGUGCUAUCUCAGAGCUGAACUACAUGACCCAGAUUGUUAUCAUGCUCUACGAGGACAACAACAAGGACCCAUCUUCAGAAGAGCGUUUCCAUGUGGAGCUGCAUUUCAGCCCUGGUGUGAAAGGCUGUGAGGAAGACAGAAAUGUCCCCACGGGAUUUGGCUUUCGGCCUGCAUCAGCAGAGAAUGAGGACAAGAAAACAGACCAAGGCAGCCUGGAGGACCUCUCCAAAGAGAAGGGCAUUGAUGAGCCAGAUCGUGCACAGCAAAGGUCUCCGCAGCCCUCUGAGCCAGUCAGCAUUCAGCGAAGAUCACCACUGAUCAGGAACCGGAAGACAGGGUCCAUGGAGGUGCUUUCUGAAUCUUCUUCCAAAUCAGGAGGUUAUCGCCUCUUCAGCACUUACUCAAGGCAGUCUUCUGAGAUGAAGCAAAGUGGCUUAGGGUCACAAUGCACCGGCCUGUUUAGCACCACUGUGCUGGGAGGCUCCUCCAGUGCCCCCAACCUCCAGGACUACGCACGCAGCCAUGGCAAAAAGUUUGCCAGCAGCCUGACAUACAAAGACGAGCUCUUGUCUAUGCCAGCCGUAAAACGAUUUUCUGUGUCGUUUGCAAAGCAUCCGACUAAUGAUGCGUUUGAGCACCACCACGUUGCCCAGUUGCUGCGCCGUUUUUCCUCUGACUAUGCCACGAGCCGGAACAUCUCACUGGAUGCCACUCUAGCCCAUCACCUCCAGCAGUGCUCCUACCACCUGCGCCUCUUCAGGAGCUGGCUGAUCUCAGGGCAGGAUGACUUGGAGUGUCUUUACGGUUUUGAAGGCUGUUCCAUGGUUCCUACCAUUUAUCCCCUGGAGACCCUGCACAACUCCCUCUCUUUGCGACAGGUCAAUGAGUUCCUGACGGCUGUGUGCAGGAGUUGCAGUGAGUCACACGUCCAGUCUACCGCAGCUUUGUUUGAUUCAAUGAUUGGCAACCAGAUACCAGGGGACCCCUUUAUGUCUCAGCGAAUCCUGUCAUCAUCCUCUUUCCCAUUGCGCCAGCGUUCGGAUAAGCCCCCUUGGUACAGCAGUGGCCCCUCCAGUACUGUCUCCAGUGCAGGCCCGUCCUCCCCAACCUCUUCGGACAGCUGUGCUCGUUUCAGCUUCACCGAGAAACUUUCCAUCAGUCCCCCAAAAAGCGAGGAGCAGCUGAAUAGCCAGUCCCCUGAGCAAGGAGAGAGAGAACCUGACAGAGGAGGGCUUGAUGUGGAGGUGGGGGUGUCUGGGUUGUCAGUGGCUGAGCCAAGUGCCCCAGAAGCGCUGACCUGGAGUGAGGGCCCAGAGCCAGGUGGGGUCCUGGAGCUGUGCAAGAAGGAGCUGGCUGACAAGAACUCUAACCCAGAGAAGAACAGUGUGCUGGCGCUGGAUGAAGAAGAAUCAUCUGGGGAAAUGCUAGACCCAAGUAACACAGGGAAACCAAAGUGUCAUGCAGAGUCUGAGAUAAGGCCAGCUGGAGAGAGAGCGGAGCCCGGUGAAGGGUAUUCAGGGGGAAUGACUGGCCUGAGUCAGUCAGGGCUGUCCAAGAACAUCUUGGUGCCCUGUGAAGACGAGUUGCUGGGAGAGGUGUUGGACCCAGAGCAUAUGGGCAAGGAGCCACUGGGGGACGGCGCUCUGUCAGGCCAGCUGCUGUCUGCUCAGCCGUGCCAGGAGCAGCCACUGCCUCCUGAGACAAGCGUGAAGGGGCUGCAGCCAAUGCGUCAGGAGGGUCAGCAGAACUAGCGGCUAGCUGGACAGUACACUGCAAGCGCUUCUAGCCUGGAGGCAGCCCAACUUCCUGCACAACACUUCAUGCAGCUGGCUGUCUGCAGCACAGAACAAGCCAUAUCCCAAGGCCACAAGACUCUGGGGUGUGGAAGAGUCUGCUCCACUCCUACACAAGCCAGCUCUUUGCCAACCAGCAAGAGAUAACAAACACCCCAUCUGCCCUGUUAAACAAACAAAUGCAGUCUCAGUACUGGCACAGCACCUCCAUGGAGUAGGGAUGUGGCACUGCAUCGGUGCAGGGUGUCCCCAGGGCUGUUUGCUUGCUGGGACAGCAGAGUUAGAGGAUUGGUAGAGUCAAGGCUUUUGGGGUGGUAAGUCCAGCGGGGACAAAUGCUCCCUAGAGAUUUGUUGGCCCACAGCCUUCAGAGAAAGGCAUUCUGGGUCCAAAGUAAUUGGGUUCUUCACAACCGCCACCCUCCUCUGUUCCUUCCUUCCUCUCUUGAUGCCCACCAUUGGCCACCAAAACCAGAUCCAGAGAGUCCAUGUUGGGAAGAAUAGGAAAAGGAGAAAUCAUUCUGAAUGAGCGUGGGUAAGAAUUUAAUGAGAGGAACAGGUUCAAGACUGCCACUUGCAAGAAGAAAUCUCUCUGGAGUGGACUUGAAUAUUUUUCUGCUGGGCUGGGGCAGGCAGAAGCCUGGAGAUCCAGCCUGAGAGGGGUGUACAGGGAGCACACACGGGUUUUUCUAGUCCCCAAGGGUCAGGCAAGGUAAAGUUCUGAAGUCUUGGUGACAGAAAUUAAGAGAAACUGCUAUUUGAGCAAAUCAGGAUUGUUAGAAACCAAUAAGGAGAAAUCUUUAUUAUAUAUAAAAUGAAAAGUAUUUAAUACAUAUUUAUGUAAAUGACCUGCGAGCACAAGCCUGAGGGCAACAUUGACACAGGUUUCCCUGCUACAUCCUUAGUGCAGGCCAGGACUGUGCUUCCUGCGCCUCCUGCAUUUAUGGACAAGUCUGUGUGUUUGUCUAUAGCUAGGAUUUAUGUUUUUGUGAAGCUGUGCCCAAAGAUCUCUGCGCUGUGUUGUGAUGAUGUACGUUCACAGUAAAUCUCUGCUGUGGGUCUGGUGUCUGCCUUUGAUGCUGACUAGUGCAGCAGUGUGUGUGUGCCAGAGCUUGCAGAUGCCCAGGGCAGCAAGCACUGCGUGUUCUUGUCCACCCUGAAGGAACGAGGAACUGUGGCCAAGACUAGUUACAAAUGAAGUGAGCGCACAGGCAUGGGGCUCUGCUCAAGAAGGCCAGAUACCUUUUUUCCUCUGAAGAACUGGUCAUACUGAGGAAGAGGUCAUGGCUUCCCAGGGCCCAUGAUGGUUUGCUGUAGGAUGGGAGCUCCGAUCUAAACGUUUCCUUCAGUUCCAAGCAUGUCCUGCAUACCAUGUCCUCUUUCCUGUGCCUGAUAAACCCUCCCUGCAAGUUUGGAUAUUUAAGUAUGGUGAUGUCUACUUGUACCUGAAAUGCAGCAGUCUUACAGUGGCUUUUAGUGCAGCACUGUGCCAAGACGAAACCCAGCUCCCCUUUCUACAGGUUUGGGUGCUGGGGUCUGGGAAAAGGGCCUUCCACAUGCUGCACGGAAGCUCUCUGGCUUCUGUUGGCAACCCUGAAGUCAAGACUUGCCGACCAGCUACCCUGGCCUGUCUGACUGAGGCUGCCAGGCUUCAGCGUGCCCUGGCCCCAAGAGCUGGCCGUGGGAGAGCUGGCAGCAGAGCAGCUCUCCAGACCCCACGGGCCCCUUGGGUGAUGCCCAAGCACCAAUCCUGCUGUGUGGCCCCACCGCAGCCCUCCCCAGGCUUGCACGUGGUCCUGCCACUGCCAACACCUUGCUCUGGCAGACGAGGCCCUGCUGGGGCCUGGCUCCUGCCAGCAACCGAUGGUUCCUGGGGACAGCACCUGCGGAGCGGAGGCUGCGGCCUGGGCAGGCCCCGCCAUCACCUGCUGCUGGCAGGGGGGGCUGAGCGAGAUGCCGGCUGCCGGGUCACGCAGCAGGGGCUGAGUGGGUGUUUGCUUGGCAUGGGCUUCAGGGGCCUGGAGCCUGCUGUGGGAUGGUUUCACUCUGCAGCAGUCUCUUAAAAGGUCUGCCUGUCUGCUCUCUUCCUGUUGCCAGAAUAUGGUCAGUGGCUUUGCUCAGUGCCGGCUGCCUGCCUGCCACGCUGACAAGCAGCGCAGGCAGUGAACUGGGCCUUGGUGCUUUGUAGUUGGGAGCCCUUUCCCCCAGAGAACGUGACUGCUGCCUGCAGUCUCCUUGUGCUCCUACGUCUGGGCAGGGUGACUGCUGUGGUAGCACUGCCCAAGAGCUGGUGCUGUGGGACACGCCACGUCAUCUAAGCACUAAAGAUGGCCUUUGUGGCACAUCCCUGAAGGCCGGGUCCUGCAAGAGGGGAUUGCAGGGUGCAGCAGUGGUUGAAAUCCCAGAUAGAUUGUUCCCACUCACAAAGAAGCAGUUUUAUUUAGAAUGGUCCCCAAUCUUCAGCCUGUUUCUUCACCUGGAAAUAAAAAGGGAGCAGCACUUUGGAAGCAGCUGGCAGCUGUGGCUCUGCUGUGGCUCUCAAGCUCAAUGAGAGAUUGGGCCCAGACAGGGUUUUUGUACUUGUGAUGAAAAAUACAAAACUUCAUAUCUCUUAAGUGCAAAUAUGUAUACCAAUUCUCAUUAGUGUCUAAUUUCAACAUCAGACUGUGUCUUUUGGUUCCUGGUAUCCUCUAGCCAGCAGUUAUCUGGCUGCAUUGGUACUUUGCAUACUGGUAAUCCUGUUAAGUGGUGUUCUCCAGACAGUUUGUUGGAUCACAGGACUUCCUGAUGCAGGGCAGGGUAACAGGGAAGCGGUCUGGUUAGUUGUAACGACUAAUGCUUAUGUGUAUGUUUUGGAGGCAAAUGUUCUGUCCUUAAAGGCAGGUACCUUUCCACAGGCAACCAAGGAGGAAGCUGGGCUACCUGCAGUGGUGCCAGAACAGGGUUCUAGUCUAUGGCUACUCCCUUUGAUAGGUAGGCUAAAAACAAGUAGUGCCCUUUAUUUUAAAAGAGCUGCUAAAUAGCUGCUCUGUCAAGAAGCUUGUGGUUUUUCAUGAUGCUCAAACACUUCCACUUGAACACCUGCAGAGUGUGUGGUGAAACCGGAGCACAACUGUCUGAUCUUAGUGCAGUCUUUAGUGUGUUUUUCUUGACUAAGAAGCAGCAGUGAUUGAUGGCCAGCCAGACCUUUCCAGACAAAUGGGUGGUGUGAGUGCUAUGAGUCACAAAGCAGAGGUUGGGAUGUGUGUGCGUGCGCAUAAUUUCUGGAUACAAUUUUAGGAGCUGAUGUUUUUGGUUUAAUCCUGCCAAAGCCAGCUCUGGCUCCUCAAAUCUGUGCUGGCUGCUGUAAGCUCUCCAUGACAUGCUGCACAAGCUGUGAUAUGCUCCCCAGCCACAGUGGCCCCCCCUUCUGAGUCUGCAGACCAAUCCCUGCUCUCUUUUUCCCCUGCCUUCAACUGUGCCCCUGAGUUUCCUCCAGGGGACCACCAGGCAGGAGCAGAGCUGACCGGGCAUCAGCCCCUCCUGACUGCUGCCUGGCACAGGCAGCGCAGAAGGCUGCUCUGGUAGUGUUCUGCUGAGUAGCGGAAGAGUUGAAACAGAGUGUCUUUUCCUCCAGAGGGAGGCUGCAGAAUUUUGCAGUAGUGCAAAGGUGUGCUGUUGAGCUAAGGAUGGGCAGCACCUGGUGCCCUGUCAGUGCCUUGAGUGUCCACAGUCCCUGAGCUGAGUCCCUGAUGCUGGUGCCCUGCCUGGCUGGCUUGCGCCAGACUCCUGGCCAGGCCCUGCUGUGAUGUGCCUUCCACAGGACUGGGGAUGCUACCAGUUUGAGGAACGCUGGACAGAGUGGUGAUUCCCAAGAAGUGCAGAAGCCACCAGCGAGAGCCUGGCUUAGUGCUGCGAGGCAGCUGCCUGCAGUGUCCACUGGAGUGGCUGUGCAUGGAGCACCUGGGCUGCAUCCUGGCCCUUGGCCAACCAAACACAGGCAGGAAACAUCUUCGAAAGCUGGAACAGUGAAAAACCCCGCUGGAGCUGAGGAAGGAGGGCAGGGGUCCCAGGCAGGUCUGUACCGCUGGUGUGGGUAUCCUCUUGGCAGGGCCACAGGUUUUAGCAGCUGUAAGUGAAAUUGUGGCAUAAGCACAAUCACCCAGGCUUGCCUGAACUCAGGUUGGGCUGUAGCUGGCCAGCAUCGAGGGAAGGCUGCUGGUGUGGCAGCAGUAUCUGCACGCCCCCUGCCUACAGGAUAGACUCACUUAAAGAACAGUUUGAAACAGCUGGAAGUGUUCUUGUUCGCAAUUAAUGUGGCUUUAUUAUUGAUGUGUUGGGCUCCUCUCUUGACAGUAGUUAGUUACAGUGUUUCACAUGGAAAUGGGCAAAAGGACAGAGGUCAAGAAACUAAAUUCAAAUAGAAACAUGAUGCUGAAGAAAAGAAUCAGGGCUCCGUUUUUAAAACAUUUAGCAUAGAAGCUGGGAGCACAAGUUGCCAUUUCAAUACAGUUGAGACGUUCACUUUUUUAAAUUAUUGGUUUAAAAUAGUAUUUUGUACCUAUUACAUACAGGAAGAUUACAUGUUGUUGCCCACAUGCAGAAACAAGCAAAAGCAGAGUUUAACUGUUUCUCUCUAUAGUGUUGUAUUUAUUACGUCUGGCUCUGGAUGGGUUCUGCUGGCUCCUGCAGGCUGAGCGGAGUCAGACUUUAGAAUUUGGCAUUUUUACAAGUCCUUUUCCCCCAUGGCUUCGGAAGAUUUCAUGGGAGAGAGAGAGGCUGGAGGCACAACAGACUUCCACAAAAGACUUAAAAAAAUAAAUAAAUUGUGGAGUCUUGAAGACAGGGAAAUGAACUGGUGUAGGAUAGAGCAGUCCAAGCAGCGUAACUGCGGAGUGCUGGAGCACAGCACGUGGAGGGCAGGUGUUUUUGCUGGAACAUGUCACUCCUGCCUGGAGGAUGCAGGCACCUUACAAAGCCUCACCAUUACUGCUUCUUAUUCAUAACUGCUUCAAGUUUAAAAUUGAGAAACAUUCAUUUGUAGGUCUGUAUAAAGUUAGUGCAUUAGCUUUUACCCCUAGCCACACUGAGGAAUCCAGGGAUCCAGUCACUGAAGAUGUCACGUUUGUUGCUCUAACUACCUGGCACUGAACAUUUUGCAUCCUCCACCUGCAGCUGGCUGCCAGCCAGUGCUAUUGGCAGGUGAGCCAGGGUCUCCCCAAAGCACUGAAGGCAAAACCCCAGAGCAGUGCCUGGGGAAAACAGGAGCAGGUCUGUUACUGCCUGCAAUUGCUUGCUGUACCCGACAUUCAUAGACACUUGACCCCAUUGGGUUACAGAGAAUGACAUUUAUUCUUCUGGCAGACACACUGUGAUUCCAUGGUUAACGUGAAUACAGCGCAGGGCAGGGAUUUCAUAAAUCCCUGAGUAAGCUCACAUGCUCCUACCAAGGGCUGCAUCAAAAGGGCUGGCUGCUCCUCGGGGAGGGGCUUCUGGCCUCAGGCUUUGUCCUGCAGCUGCUGGGUUUUAGACACAGCCUUGCAGGCUGCAAGCAGAGACCCCCUUUUGCUGCCAGCAAAAACUCUGCCCAUUUCUCUGUGGUCUUUUGUUGUUCUUUAAAUUGCAGCAUCUAAGUAUUUGUACUGAGAAACCUCUGAGCUGACACCAAGAGCACAUAGUGUCAAGUUAACACGUAUAAAUUAAAAUAUUAAAUCCAAACAAAAUGCAGCUUAAGAUCAAA
Messenger RNA from Anas platyrhynchos (mallard), 12093 nucleotides. NCBI's taxonomy places the organism in Eukaryota, Metazoa, Chordata, Aves, Anseriformes, Anatidae. The record is from RefSeq and is a predicted model, not a curated record.